AUGCUUCGCUAUUGGGAGGAGCAUCAGGGUGCUUUAAAUAGACAGUCCCGCCAACCAGCCCGCCAAACUUUUAUCCAACAAACGAAGUCAUCACUUGAGCGAUUAGCUGAAAUGCAGCAGCAAAUGCAUGAGCGGAUGUUGGAGGCUCGUAUGUAUGAUCAAAUGGAUGCCCUGGAGGAAAAACAGGAGCGCAGGGAGGAGAGAAAUGAGCGAAGGCGUAUGGAGCAAGAACGACGUGAGCAUGAGCUGGCACAUGCACGCUUGAUGUACAUGCCUCCCCACUAUGCAGCCAUGCCAUACAGCCAUGGCCAGUCUCCCCGGCCAAUGAUGCCUAUUUCAGGCCAAUAUCCUGCAGCGCAAUAUCCUCGCGCUCCAAUUACUCCUCAGGCGGCCUCUCGGGCAUCCCAAAAACGCCGUUCUAGCCCAAUUGAUGAGACAACAGAUGAGUAUGAGCUGCUUGAGUCUUUUUUCUAUUGGAAGAAUGUCAACACGCCAAAUCCACGCCAAAAAGAGAAGUGGAAUCAAGUGAAGGAGAUUGUAUUUCAAAAUGAUUGGACGAUACAGGAUUUAAAGGACAUGGAGGAUGACGCCAGCCCCAUGUAUCAGCGUGCUAUAAAGGCAGGCAUCUCAGAUGGCUUCACUCGCCUUAUUCAGCGGGAGCUGCAGGCAUUCAAACGUGAUGUUCGGCGUCAGAAAGAAGCUCAUGAGGAAGAGCUUCAAGCUAUUGCCACUUUGGGUCAGCUAGGCCAUCAAACAGACAUUGAAGGAUCGGAAUUUAUGCGAUAUACCUGA
Aspergillus chevalieri is the source of this 792-nucleotide messenger RNA. RefSeq lists its product as uncharacterized. Bases 1 to 792 code for a protein of 263 amino acids. The transcript has a single exon. The record is from RefSeq and is a predicted model, not a curated record. NCBI's taxonomy places the organism in Eukaryota, Fungi, Ascomycota, Eurotiomycetes, Eurotiales, Aspergillaceae.